AUGGAAAAUGAAGAAUAUGAAGCAGUAACAUUUCACAAUGUCCCAGUAAAAAAUUUAAUUGACUCAAGAAAAUAUUGUAAUCGAAGAAAAAUAUUCGAAAAUAGAGAUAAUUUUAUAUUUGAUGUUCAGGGCGAAGCACCUCGAAACAAUAUUGAAGCAGAACGUGAAAAAGAUGAAACUGAUGAUUCAGACGGAAACUUAGUUGUAUUAGAAAAAGAAGAGAGAAAAGUACUUAGAAAAUGUAAUAUAUGGAGACGCCAAAAUAUCAAUGCUAUCAAAAAUGCGGUGGCUAAGCGAGAAUUUCAACAAAAAAUGAUAAUACAACCACCUGUUGUCGAGAAAAUUGAAAACAGUGAAUUUGAACUAGGCAAUCUUAUUGAAGAAUUGAAUAACUUUAUAGAGUGUAAAUGUUUAAUUUUCCAUUCAAAUGAAUAUGAACGUGAAUUGAUCGACAAAAAUGUCAAUCAAGAUAGAUUGUCUGAAGUUAAAAACACAUUAAUUGAAAUAAAUAAAAAAUGCAUGGACAUUGAUGAUAAAUUUAAAAUAACCAGUAAUAAAGAAGAUAUACUGGUGAUUCAUGAAGAUAUUGUUUCACUAAAAAAAGAAAGUUUAGAACUUCUUAAGCAAAAAGACAAAAUUAUUGAUAAACUGUUAGAAGGAAUAGAAGAAUUGUUAACUAAAUCGUUUAAUGAAACAACUUCUAAUACAAAUGAUCUGGAUAAAUUGAAUGAAAUUGCAAACAAUAAAUUGCACAUCCUUAAAGAAGAGCAUAAAAAGUAUUAUUUAGCUAUUACUAAAUUGAUUGAAGAUACAAAAAAUGAAAAAAAUAACAAUGAUUCUGCUAAAUGGAGACUUUUGAUGAACAAGAUCAUUAAUAAAAUUUCAAGUGCAUCAUUAAAACAGUUCGUAUUAAUUAAAAAUAAUAACCUUGAGUUAUUAAAGGAAUUUAAGACCAAUGAAGAGAACGCAAAAAUCUUUAGAUUAGAAACAGCUGAGAAUGAUGUUGUACUUGAUCUCAAUUUGGAAUUUGUUAAAAUCAGAUGUGCAACAAAUAUAAAAAAACUUGAAUAUAAUUGUUAUGUUUUAAAAACAAAAAUAGAUGAUAAUCAUUUUAGAAUAGUAAAUCAAAAAAAAAGAAUUAGUUUUUUACAAGAAAAAGUGAAUACACUGAGAGAGAAAUGUAAUAAAAUCGAAUCUGACGUUACAACCCAAAAAUCUACAGUUGAAAAACAAAUUAUAGAUAUAAACAAAAAAAUAGAUCAGCAAGAAAAAAGAGCUGAUUGUAUUGCAAAGAAAGAUAAUGACGAAUACUUACAAUUGUGGGACAUUCAACUGACCGAAAUCAAAAAUAACAUAGAUAGUGUUCGUCAAACCGAUAAUUUUAUACGCGAGUAUUUCGGUUUUAGUGACAAGACAAAUUUCUGUGAUAAACUCACUAUUGAUGACGAUGAUACAACGGGGCCACUUUUGAAACACAUCAAUAAUCUAAUAUCAUAUGAGCCUGUACACAACAGUUUAAACACAAAUUAUUAUGAACAUAUCAGAGACAAAGCUCUUAAUAAUCUGUUAUUAGAUUUCAUUGUUAGGAACUCAAGUUUUGUGUUUGACCAUAACUUAAAUGGAAUUCUUAACACAAAUUCAAUGAGAAAUUUAUCAUACGCUUAUAAUGCUUUAAGCUGUUUAAAACUAAAUAAAAAAGAAUCUUGGGAUCUCAUAAAAUCUAAAUUUAAGCCAUUUGUGAAUUGUAUUGUUUGUAAUUCUCAAAUAAAUUGGGAAUCGGGUGAAAUUAUCGGAACGUCAAGCAGUGAACAAAAAAUAUGUAAUAAUAAUACAAUAUCAGCAGAUAAUUGCAUCAACGAAGAGAAAUCGAGCAAAUAUUUAUACUUUGAGAAAUUAUGUAAAAAUAUAACUCAGCAUAACAAAAAUAUUGACAAACUUAAAAAAUCAGAUCAAUGUAUGAAUGACACUGCAUCUUCGAACAAUAUUACUUUUGAAAAUAUUGAUGACGAACAAAAUAAUAAAUAUUCCACAAUUUUAGUUAAAGAAAAUACAUCACUUAACAAUACUCGAUGUGGAAAUUUGAAUCAUAAAUUAUCCAUUGACAACAAGCAUUUCAUGCAUAUAAUGAAAGAGAUAAUAAAAGAAUCGCAAUCAACACGUGUCUCAAAACCAAUGUCAUUAUCCCAAAGAUUAAAAAAAGAAUAUAAUUUUGUACAGUGGAUAAUUAGUGAAAAUGAUUUACAAGAAUAUUGGUCUCAACUCAUCAAAUAUAUUCCAAGUGGUGUUGAUUCGUGGAAAAUGUACGACGAGGAACUUAGACAUUAUUAUAGAAUUUUAGUUGUGAGGAAGAAAAAAAUGCUAAAGGCAAAAAUAUUACAAGCUGAAAAUAUGAAGUUGAAAAAAGUGCUUCACGAAUUAGAGCUUAGAAGAUGA
This is a messenger RNA of Macrosiphum euphorbiae (potato aphid), 2433 nucleotides long. The record is from the annotation of a GenBank genome assembly. NCBI's taxonomy places the organism in Eukaryota, Metazoa, Arthropoda, Insecta, Hemiptera, Aphididae.